Molecule: messenger RNA, 357 nt
Organism: Necator americanus (New World hookworm)
Lineage: Eukaryota; Metazoa; Nematoda; Chromadorea; Rhabditida; Ancylostomatidae
Exons: 2
Coding region: 1-357 (118 amino acids)
Source: RefSeq, a predicted model, not a curated record
AUGCGAGGAAGCAACGUUUCGAAAAGGGUCACCACCUUUGAUCACAAUCACAGUUUCGAAGCCCGAGAAUGUUAUCAUCGACAUCAAGGGAUUAUUACGUCAGGAUGGUACAAGCUCACAAAAUUAUUAACGGUUACUCUCGAGAAUGCAAUGCAAAAGCUUGAAUGGAACAAGAUGGGAGUGAAGGUUGAUGGCCUGCAGCUACGCCCUAUGCGCUUUGCUGAUGAUAUCGUCCAGGUAAUGUUUAACGGCAGCCAAGCGGAACAAUUGCUGGCCGAGUUCGAAGAAACAUAUGAAACCAUAGGUGUUCAGCUGAAUCUACGAAAGACUAUGUUUAUGAGAAACAUGGAUUUUUGA